Molecule: messenger RNA, 1170 nt
Organism: Pteronotus mesoamericanus
Lineage: Eukaryota; Metazoa; Chordata; Mammalia; Chiroptera; Mormoopidae
Gene: ACOT8
Product: acyl-CoA thioesterase 8
Exons: 6
Coding region: 74-1027 (317 amino acids)
Biological process (GO): fatty acid catabolic process; acyl-CoA metabolic process
Cellular component (GO): peroxisomal matrix
Molecular function (GO): fatty acyl-CoA hydrolase activity
Source: RefSeq, a predicted model, not a curated record
AGCCGCGAACUCCUCGCUGGUUUGCGCGAGUCCGACUCAGCGCAGUGUCUUGGGCCGGCAGCAAGUGAUCGACAUGACCUCCCCGCAGGCCCCGGAGGAUGGGCAGGGCGGCGACGAUCCCCCUAGGGACCUCCGCAGCGUCCUGGUCACCAGCGUGCUCAGCCUGGAGCCGCUGGACGAAGAUCUCUUCAGAGGAAGGCAUUACUGGGUACCCGCAACCAAGCGGCUGUUUGGGGGUCAGAUCGUGGGCCAGGCCCUGGUGGCUGCAGCCAAGUCUGUGGAUGAAGAUGUUCAUGUGCACUCCCUGCACUGCUAUUUUGUACGGGCAGGGGACCCGAAGGUGCCCGUUUUGUACCAGGUCGAGCGGACGCGGACGGGGGCGAGCUUCUCGGUGCGCUCUGUGAAGGCCGUGCAGCACGGCAGACCCAUCUUCAUCUGCCAGGCCUCCUUCCAGAAGACCCAGCCCAGCCCCAUGCAGCACCAGUUCUCCAUGCCCAAGGUGCCCCCCCCGGAAGAGCUGCUCAACUACGAGACCCUCAUCAACCAGUGUUUAAGGAACCAUAACCUCCAAGAGAAGUACCAAGUUGGCCUGAACCGAAUUGCUGCGCAAGAUGUGCCCAUUGAGAUCAAGCCAGUAAACCCACACACCCUGAGCGAGCUGCAGAAGAAAGAGCCCAAAAACAUGUUUUGGGUGCGAGCCCGGGGCUAUAUUGGGGAGGGCGACAUCAAGAUGCACUGCUGCGUGGCUGCCUAUAUCUCGGACUAUGCCUUCCUGGGCACAGCAUUUCUGCCCCACCAGUGGCAACAUAAGGCGCACUUCAUGGUCUCCUUGGACCACUCCAUGUGGUUCCACGCCCCCUUCCGAGCUGACCACUGGAUGCUCUAUGAGUGCGAGAGCCCCUGGGCUGGUGGCUCCCGGGGGCUGGUCCGUGGGCAGCUGUGGCGUCGGGACGGGGUCCUGGCUGUAUCCUGUGCCCAGGAGGGCGUGAUCCGAGUGAGGCACCGGGUCUUGGAGAGCAAGCUGUAGCCAGAGGUACUGGCUUGGCCUGGGACUUCGAGGAUCCCCCUUCUCUCCCCACCUCCCCCCGACUCCUGAGGCAGGAGUUCCAGCCAAGGGCUGGGCCUGCUGUCCUUCACGUGCAAUAAAGAGACUGAGACCACUGGAGCUGC